Molecule: messenger RNA, 512 nt
Organism: Stegodyphus dumicola
Lineage: Eukaryota; Metazoa; Arthropoda; Arachnida; Araneae; Eresidae
Product: glyoxylate reductase/hydroxypyruvate reductase-like
Cellular component (GO): cytosol
Molecular function (GO): glyoxylate reductase (NADPH) activity; NAD binding; hydroxypyruvate reductase (NADH) activity
Source: RefSeq, a predicted model, not a curated record
AUGACCUUGCGUAAGGUGACUUCCUCUCGCCCUCCUGUCAAAGCAGACGCUAUCGUCGGAGCUGCGGGUAGUCACUGUCUGUCAAAAUGAGUAAGCCAAAGGUGCUCGUUACAAGACCUGAUGUUCCUAUCGAAGGCAUUCAAUUGCUUAAGGAAAAAUGUGAAGUGGAAAUUUAUGAUCAGGAGAAGCCAAUUGAAAGGGAUGCGCUUCUGAAAGGCAUAAAAGGAAAAGAUGCUUUACUCUGUCUGUUAACGGAUCCCAUCGACAAGGAAGUGAUCGAAGCAGCAGGUCCUCAGUUAAAAGCUAUUGCAACUAUGUCGGUCGGGUAUGACCAUAUUGAUACAAAAGAAUGCAAAGCAAGGAAUAUUCCAGUUAGCAACACUCCUGAUGUAUCAACAGAUUCCGUAGCUGAAAUGACAGUGACGUUGCUUCUUGCUGCUGGCAGAAGACUGAUAGAUGCUGCUGGUGCAAUUAAAAAGUUAGUUAAACAAAUAAAUUUUCUUCCUAAUUAA